AUGGAAAAAAAUCAAAAUGAUAAAAGUAACACAAAUGAUAUAAACCAUAUGAAUGAAAAAAGUGGAAAUUAUGAUAAAAAUAAUAUAAAUAAUUCCAUUGAUAAAAAUGAUGAGCAUGUUAUGAGUGACGUAUUACAUAAAAUAAAUAAUAAGAGAGAAAUAAAAUCUUACAGUGAGUGCUUAGAAUUAUUAUAUAAAACACAUGCCCUAAAAUUAGGACUUGAUAACCCCAAAAAAUUGAAUGAAUCUUUUGGUCACCCUUGUGAUAAAUAUAAAACUAUUCAUGUUGCAGGGACAAAUGGGAAAGGGUCUGUAUGUUAUAAAAUAUAUACAUGUCUUAAAUUAAAAAAAUAUAAGGUGGGUCUUUUUUCAUCACCUCAUAUAUUUUCUUUGAGAGAAAGAAUAAUAGUAAACGAUGAACCUAUAAGUGAAAAAGAGUUAAUACAUUUAGUAAACGAAGUAUUAAAUAAAGCAAAAAAAUUAUAUAUAAAUCCAUCUUUUUUUGAAAUUAUUACGUUGGUUGCAUUUUUACACUUUUUAAAUAAAAGGGUAGAUUAUGCUAUAAUAGAAACAGGAAUUGGAGGGCGCUUAGAUGCAACGAAUAUAUUAACCAAACCAGAAGUUAUUGUAAUUACUUCGAUAGGAUAUGAUCAUUUAAAUAUAUUAGGUGAUAAUUUGCCUAUUAUAUGUAAUGAAAAAAUUGGAAUUUUUAAAAAGGAUUCUAAUGUUGUAAUAGGACCAUCAGUAGCUAUAUAUAAAAAUGUCUUUGAUAAGGCAAAAGAAUUAAAUUGUACUAUACAUACAGUAGUGCCUGAACCAAGAGGAGAAAGAUAUAAUGAAGAAAAUUCAAGAAUAGCAUUGCGCGCCUUAGAAAUAUUAAAUAUAAAUAUAGAUUACUUUUUAAAAUCUAUUAUACCAAUUAAACCACCUUUAAGAAUACAAUAUUUAGCUACUGAGCAGAUACAAUAUAUAAAGAAAAUGUUCUCACCAGAUAAUUUAGAACACAAUGAACAAUAUCCUCGUGCUGUUAUUUUAGAUGUAGGUCACAAUGAAACUGCAAUAGAUAGAUUGUGUACUGAUAUUAAUUAUUUUCAUAAGGGACAAAAUAUAAGGGUAUGUAUAUCUAUAACAAAGCCGAGAAACUUGAGUGUAUUCCAUCCGUUCAUAGCUCAAUUUGGCGACACCUUAAAG
Messenger RNA from Plasmodium gaboni, 1191 nucleotides. Its product is annotated as dihydrofolate synthase/folylpolyglutamate synthase. Gene Ontology annotation, cellular component: cytoplasm; mitochondrion; cytosol. The record is from RefSeq and is a predicted model, not a curated record. Gene Ontology annotation, molecular function: ATP binding; tetrahydrofolylpolyglutamate synthase activity; dihydrofolate synthase activity. The transcript has a single exon. The annotation marks the transcript as partial. Lineage: Eukaryota; Apicomplexa; Aconoidasida; Haemosporida; Plasmodiidae. Gene Ontology annotation, biological process: folic acid-containing compound biosynthetic process.